GGCCUUCAGCUUCCAUGAUCAUUUCUCAUUCUGUCCUACCGGCAGGAUUGCAUACCGGGCAAAAUUUACAUUUUUAUCAUUUGACUGACUCUUUCUGUUGGUAAGAAGAUCAACCUCUUUCUUUUCAGUCAAAUCUAUGUGACUCCCACUUGAAUAUAGCUGCUCAUAUAACUGCUCAUGGUAAGGGUGUAGUUUGCAAGCGUCUGCUUACACUAGCAGUGAAAAAACCACUCAGAAAAAACACUGCUUGUCCCUUUACGAUUUCGCAAAAAUAUGCGACCGUACUGUGAUGUAAACUAAAUGUAUAUAUUUUAAAAAUAAUAAAACACACACGAUAUAUAGAGACGAAAAAAAGAGUGAUGCCAGAAAAAAAGAACAAUAACACUACUGUAUGUAGAGACUAAAACAGGACAAGAAAAGAACGUGACAUCCUGUGUUUGCGGCACGUGCCGCUAACAUAGUUGCAAAAUCUCCUGAAGAAAUGUAAACCCGUGAAACAGAAGUCAAAUUUGACUUUCAUUAUCUCGUCCAAUUUAUCAUUCAGCAUAGGUAAUAUAAAUUCUAAAACUGUUCAUCACUUCAAAUGAACAAGUGACUAUAUAAGAAGCAUGAAAAGUUCUGCGAACAUUGCAACAAAUCUUAAUUGUAAAAACUCAUACUAGAGUAUUCAAAACUGACGACGCCAGUUUUCUCUUAGAACCAACAUGCUACUCCAACGUCGAUAUUUGUUCACAUCUAAACUGAGUUUUUCUAUAAUUCUGUUGUUUUCUCUCCAUCCAAAAUCUUAACUGUGGAUUUGAAUUAAAAUGAUUACAAGUUUGCUAAAUCUUGUCUAUGGCUUUUCACAUUCCGAUGACAGAGUUUUUAGUUAUCAUCUAACCAGUAUAUGCUAAAAGUUUGAACUUGAUAAGUUUGAAGCAUGGCCAAACUAUUGGUGUCGCGAAGCUUAAGAUUACACUAAAUUAUUUUGUCUUUGUGUAUACAUAGCAACAUUACUUAGUCGCUUUCUUUCUUCUUCGGUCAAAUGAGUCAUAUUUUCAUUCGCUCGUCAACGUUGAGUUGAAAUUUUCCAGUUUAAAAUACAGAACGCAAUACAUCGACAUUACGCUGUGUGUAUAAAAACAGAAUUAAAUGAUUCAUUUCAGCCAACAAGUUGCUCUUAGAAUCGAUGGGGAAUAGACAUGGAAGGAGACAGCGACAAGAACCGCAAGCAGGUCUCGUCGACUUGGCGGAGAAAACGGUAUCUCCACUACCUCUCAUAUGGCUCGAUGUUUCGCUUGAUUCUAUUCCAUCUGAAACCCUUACUGUUCAAGAAGAAUUUCAAUUAACGUUCACUGUCACAUUAUUUGAUGAUGAAUUAGAUUGUGAAGGCUUUAUUCGUGAUCUUCCACUCACGAAAAAGAUUACAAAAGUCAAACGUGUUCAACUUGAUCAGCUUCUACGUCGCGUAAAAGCAUUUCAAGCCAGGUGGUACCGCAAUGUGACCGAAUCACUUUCAAUCAACUAUUUUAAACAGGACAAAAAUACCAGUGAAGAUCGUUCAUCUACAGACAUUAACGGUUCAUUUCUUUUUUCUCAACUACUGAUCAACACGCUUCUUCACAUGAAUUCUUUAUCAACAGACAUGAACGAAUUAGUUGACGUUUGUACAAGAGAAUAUGCUGGGAAUGCAAGUCAACUCAAACAAGUCGAACUGUUUUAUAAUAAUUAUACUCCAGAUGAAUGUUUACGCUGGUAUACGAAGCAAACGUUUCUUUAUAUUCUACUGAACAAGUCUCUUCGCGUUCAGAAUAUCGAACUCCUCUUUCUCUAUCGCUUCUUCAUUCGUGACACUCAACGAGAACUAGCCAAAAAUCAAUGUAAAUCUCCAGUGAAAGUCUAUCGUGGCCAAAUGAUGUCAUUGCGCGAGCUUGAUCGACUGCGCAAGUCCAUUGGUGAUAUUAUCUCAAUGAACUCAUUUCUCUCUACAAGUCUCGAUCGACAGUUAGCUGAAUUCUAUGUCGAAGGAGCAGCGAUCGGUUCUCAUGGAGAGCUAGACUCUGUACCUGUUCUAUUUGAAAUUGAUGCUCAUCCAAGUGUUGCAAGUACUGAAAAACCAUUUGCAAACAUCUCACAAUUUAGUGAGUUCGCCGAAGAAGAGCAAGAAGUGCUGUUUAUGCUUGGUUCUGUUUAUCGUCUCAAUGGCAUUCGUGAAGAAAAUCGAAUGUACGUCGUGUCGAUGAACCUUUGUAACAUUGGCGAACACGAAUCGAAUCGUUUGUUAGACGUAAUGAAACACGAUUACAAUAUUCGCACGUCGAAUUCGCUUCGCACCUAUGCUUGUGUGCUAGUCGGUAUGGGUAAGCUUGAUAUAGCCGAAAUGUUUCUCCGACGUGUUUUACGCGAACUUUCGCUUUUGUCAGUAUCAACUGGACAGCAAGAGCAGACGAUCGAACAUGCAAGUUGCGCAUUCAGUUUAGGACAAAUUGCUUGGUACAAAGGCCAGCACGAUAGUGCUCUUGAUCAUUUCAGACGAGCGCAUCAGACGUUCAUCACCAUACCGUCACCAACGACAGCCGAAAUGUUACGGUGCGGGGCAACCGAAAUAUUUCUUGCCAAUAUUUACCGGGACAAAAAGAACUUUAGACAAGCACUUAUAUAUUACACUAAUGCUCUCUCUACUUUCAAGCGAUAUCCUCUGGAAGCUCAGAUGCACCUCGCCGAUUUGUACUCGAAUAUGGGAGUGCUCUAUCGACUCAGAAAGCAAUAUGAUCAGGCUCAAAAUUUUAAUGAAAAAGCCAUGGCAAUACGGACAACGUGUCUCCCUCCAACACAUCCUGACAUUGCCAGUUCUCAUAGAACCCUUGCUGAAGUUCACGUUGAACUGAAUGAGUUUAACAAGGCUCUCGAACAUGGUGACGCAUCGAUGUUGAUCGAAAAUACACCUAAUACAAUACUUGAUCAAUAUCGCUGUCACGUCACACCGUUACGAAAAGACCUUAUUUUAAAAUUUUGA
Messenger RNA from Didymodactylos carnosus, 2995 nucleotides. The record is from the annotation of a GenBank genome assembly. Lineage: Eukaryota; Metazoa; Rotifera; Eurotatoria; Philodinida; Philodinidae.